This is a messenger RNA of Apis mellifera (honey bee), 2392 nucleotides long. Its product is annotated as RING finger protein 10. Gene Ontology annotation, biological process: positive regulation of transcription by RNA polymerase II. Bases 1 to 2088 code for a protein of 695 amino acids. NCBI's taxonomy places the organism in Eukaryota, Metazoa, Arthropoda, Insecta, Hymenoptera, Apidae. The transcript is spliced from 12 exons. The record is from RefSeq and is a predicted model, not a curated record. Gene Ontology annotation, molecular function: transcription cis-regulatory region binding; metal ion binding.
AUGGAAAAAAAUACAAAAUUUCCGCAAUCCUCUGCAAAGGGGGUUCCUGCUGAUUCUAAAAAAACUCAAGAUGUUACAAACAAAUCUUUUCCAAGAAACUCACGUCGACGUGAACCAGCAGGUGCUAACAGUUUCUCAAAAUUUGAACAAUCAAAGAAGUGCAAUGUACAGAAAACAAAAAAUUUUGAUAAGAGACCAAAACCUAAAGGACAAUAUCAUGGCAGUUCAAAGGAGGAUACCAAGGUAGUGCAAACAGAAUUAGCUGAGCCUGGCUCAGUAGUGGUCCAAGGAAGUAAAAAGCAGAAUUUGAAUCAUCUGCUGAAUUUUCAUUAUGAACCACGUGAAAUGCAAAGUGGUUCAGGUGCAUGGAAUCAUGGAAAAUCAAUGAAGGGUUUUUCUAGAAACAGUAAUAGAUGGCUUCCACCAGUACAGCGGCAUAAAUACAACAAAGAACAAUUUUUACAAGCCAGCUGCCAAUUUGUUGUAAGUGCCAAUGGGAAUUACUCAUUAUAUCUAAGUGAUCCUGAUAUACUAGUUGAUUGGAGAUGGGUAGAACAAAUUAAACUUCAUAGUUCUGAAAGCUUGUCAUGCCCAAUAUGUUUAUGUUCACCUGUUGCUGGAAAAAUGACACGUUGUGGUCAUGUUUAUUGUUGGCCUUGUAUCCUUCAUUAUUUAUCACUUUCUGAUAAAUCUUGGCGUAAAUGUCCUAUUUGUUAUGAAUCUAUCCAAAAAUCUGAUUUAAAAAGUGUUAAUGAAGUCACUCAAAGUACAUUAAAUUUAGGAGAUACUAUUACUUUACGUUUGAUGCGUCGUGAAAAAGGAUCUCUGCUUGCAGUGCCUGUUGGAUCUAUAAUCCAAAAUCCAACAAAUUUUUUCCCUGUUUCAGAUAUUAUUAGCAAUCAAGUGUAUUCAAAACUUCUUAUUGCAAAUACAAAAGAUGUGAAGAAUAUCAUUGAAUCAGAGCGUAUUCAAUUGCAAUUAGAACUAUCUGAUAAUCCUGAUUCUCCAGAAAAUUGUUAUAUCGAACAGGCACUUGAAGAACUUUCAAAAAGAGAGGAAGAAUUGUUACAAAAAGUAAAAUCAGAAACCAUUUUCACAAAUGAAAUACAAACUGGAAAUAUUAAUAUUGAGAAUAGUUUAUCUCAAGAUAAUGAAGAAACAAAUAUAGUAAAAAGAGAUGUGAAAAACAUAGAUGAAGAAAUAUUAAAAUCUACGGAAAAUUCACUUAUCAGCGCUCAAUCAACCUCGGGCAUAACAAAAUUCUUUUAUUUCUAUCAAGCGGAAGAUGGACAACAUUUAUAUCUUCACGCAAUGAAUGUCAAGAUGUUAGAAAUGCAAUAUGGUAAUCUUGAAAAUUCUCCACAUAUUAUAACGGGAAAACUCUUAGAAAAAGAAGGAGGAAGUCUUACAGAAGAUCUAAGGCGUAGAUUAAGAUAUUUAUGUCAUCUGCCAUUGACUUGCCAAUUCGAGGUAGCCGAAAUUGAAUUAAAACCGCCUAUUGUAUCAGAAGAAGUUUUGUUUUCAUUUCGAGAUCAAUUAGCAUUAAGACACAAACGUAGACAACAACGAGAACGUGAAGAGAGAAAAAGAGAAAAAAAGAUUACUGAAGAAGAAAAUAAACGUAUGGGAAGAUAUCCAACACCUAUUGUACACAUUGAUUCACAGCGACAUUUUCCUCAAUGGCAACCAGAAUUAUUAUUUUCCGAAGAAAAUGUUCCGUCACCACCAGAAUCAACGACGACUUCAAGUGUAGCUAGUAGUCCAUCUUUAAGCACUUUUGAUGAAAUUGUUACAUCCAAACAAACUGACAUCCCUCAGGAAUCGGGACCAUCAUUCGCGGAAAUGUUACGAAAUACCGGCACUCGUUUAAAAUCACAAACAAUAUGGCCAUCAAUUAACUCCAAUCAUGGGAAACCAUAUUCUAGUAUGACUAUUCAAUCAUCCUCGAAAAACACCGAAGAAGAGGAUUAUGUCUCAGUACCAUCACACAGUCAAAGUUUUGGCGAUGCCUUAGCAGCCGCUUUAGAACAAACAAAAUUAGAAACAAAAAAAAAUGGAGGUCGAAAGAAAAAGAAGAAAGGAAAAUGAACUAUAUUGUUUGCAACUACUAUGGCACAUCAAUCUUAAUUUUUUUCAUACUAAUUCUCGCACUCUAUGUUAUUUUUUAAUUUUGCAAUUGAGUUAUUUUACUAUCAUGUGUUAUAUUUCAGAUUAAUUUGGAUAUACAUUAGAAAAUUUGUAAAGUUCUAGUACAAAUCAUAACAUGUAAUGAUAUAUUAUCUAUUAUUGAUUUUUAUCAGUGUAUUAUCAAAUUAAAAAUGUUUUCUGUAGCAACAUACAAAUUUGAGUCUGUUAUGCAAAUAAAAUUUAAUUUCAUGAAAAUUAAAAUAAA